Molecule: messenger RNA, 2034 nt
Organism: Naumovozyma dairenensis CBS 421
Lineage: Eukaryota; Fungi; Ascomycota; Saccharomycetes; Saccharomycetales; Saccharomycetaceae
Gene: PIG2
Product: putative protein phosphatase regulator PIG2
Exons: 1
Coding region: 1-2034 (677 amino acids)
Biological process (GO): regulation of glycogen biosynthetic process
Cellular component (GO): protein phosphatase type 1 complex
Molecular function (GO): glycogen binding; protein phosphatase 1 binding
Source: RefSeq, a predicted model, not a curated record
AUGAAUACAACAAAUGUUCUAGGCCAUCAUGCAGAUCUCACUACGAAGAGACCUGCUUUAUCUGCUCAUGCCGCUGCUGCCUCUACUACCGCUGCUACAAAUAGUAUAUCCAAUAGUAAUAGUAAGCAAAUCAAUACUACAAACCUAACCAUACCCAGCAGCAGUAACGAUGAUAGGAUUUCAACCCCUUACGAUGAUGAUGAUGCUGCUGGAGGGAUUUCUCCAACUUCGAAGGCACCUCCUUCUCCUUCAUUGUCACCUUCCUAUACUUUCAAUAAGGGAAAUAAUACUCCAUCAAGAACUUUUCCUCCUAUGGAAAACUUUCAUAUACUCAAUUCUAAAAAUAUCGCCAUUGCAACCGCAUUCAAUGGUAGCAACAUUAAUAACAUUGCAUCACCUAUUCCAGAUUUCAAUAAAUCAAAUUCAAGAUCUAAUAUCAAUUAUAACAUUACUUCCAACUCAAACUCAAGUUCAAACUCUCCAACUCCAUCACAAUUACCAUUCAAUUCUUUGAGCUUCUUACAUAAACCAAAAAGAGUAAGUCAAAUGAAAAUGAACAAUUUACCUAAAGAACAACUAGAAAGAAAUACAAACAUGAAUAAGGACCUUCAAUCAAACACUAACUAUUCCAGCAACACAACCACAUUCCCAGGCUAUCAACAACUACCUAGUCCGCCACUAACAGACAACACCUUCUCUCCCUCAUAUUAUAAAAAUAGUUAUUAUUUCAACGAUACAGAACCCACAACCACAACAUCAAAGGAAGAAGAAGAAGAAUACGAUGGUAUAUCCCCACUAACCAAAUCCAAGAUACCACCAACAACAAACGGCAUCUCUGAACAAUCUACACUGGAUUACUACAAACCAGUAUACAAAAAAUCAGGAGAAUUAUUAAAGCCAUCUCUGAAAAGAAGAUCCCAAUCCUUACCAAUAACACCAAAUCAUUCAAUCCUUAACAUGAAGGGUAAACACCCCUCGAAUAACAAAGGGAUGAUGAUUAAUGGAAGAAUCCAAUUGUCAAGGAGUAAGAGUGUACAUUUCGAUAAUAAGUUGCCUACUAAAUACUUCUCCAAAGAUGAAUCUCCAAUUAUCGUUAGUGCAUCACAUGAAGAGACUAAUAUUUUGAAUUUUAAACCAAAACCUUUACAACGUUCUGUUUGUUACGAAGAUGGAGAAGACGUCGAAGACGAGGAAGGCGAGGAAGAUGUUUCUAGUAGGAAGAAGAAAUCUUUGAAGAAAUUGUUGAAUUUAAGUGAUGAUGAUGAGGACGAUGACCAUGAUGAUGACAAUGAUGAACGAACUGAUGGAAUUUUCAAUUUGAGACUUGAAAAAUUGAUCCUCAAUGAUAGACAUAGUUCUAUCUCUAAGUCUACACCAAUUCGUACAAAGAAAAAAUAUACUGCUGAUAACGACAGUGAUGAAGAUGAUGGGAAGAUAAGGGAUUACGAAAAUGGUCUCGGUGGGUUUGUUACUUUUAAUCCACCGGUAACCAAUGGGAAAACAAUAGUCGGAUUGUAUAACAGAAAUUUCCCAAUUUUAAGUAAUAAGAAUCCAAAGAGUUUGAAAUUGAACAUCUUUGUUAAUUAUUCACGUGGUAAGAAAGUUUUCCUACAGGAUUUGAAUUUACAUAUUCAGCAUGAUUAUGUAAAUAAUGGGCAUUCAUUACCAAGUCAAACGGCAACUUUGAAAAAUAAAUAUAUUAUGGGUAGAGUUCUUGUGGAAAAUAUUUAUUUUGAUAAGAAUGUCGUAGUGCGGUAUACAUGGGAUCACUGGAAUUCAUUCCAAGAAAUUCAAGCAAUUUUUGUUAGUAAUGCAAAGCAAAUCUUACCGGGUUCCAACAUGGAUGUUUUCAAAUUCUUAAUUGAUGAUGUUAAUAAAUUCGAUAAUAAAUGUCAUUUGGAAUUUUGUAUUCAAUAUGUAACGAGAAAUGAUACAGAAAGAAAAGAAUUUUGGGAUAAUAAUGAUAAUAAAAAUUAUACCGUCGAUGUGGUCUUGGAUGGAUUUAAAAACCCUUUCGCAAAUACUAUUAUUUGA